Molecule: messenger RNA, 1067 nt
Organism: Triticum aestivum (bread wheat)
Lineage: Eukaryota; Viridiplantae; Streptophyta; Magnoliopsida; Poales; Poaceae
Exons: 1
Coding region: 207-932 (241 amino acids)
Source: RefSeq, a predicted model, not a curated record
CAACAUGGUAGGUGUGUAGAUAUAUAUCUAGUAGCUGUUUUGUAACAACUAUACAUUUUAAAAAGCAGUACACGCGGUUAUCCGGCCAGCACUGCGCUGUCGUUCAAACCAAAACCAACCAUGAAUCCAUCGCACCGGGUCUCCAGUCUGCUUCACAGACUAUAAUAUCAUGCUGGCGUAACAUUGCACUACUGAAUCAUAGCUUAAUGACUGUCUCCAACCCAUCGAUAACGACAUUCGCUGACCACGUACUACUUCAUCUGUUGAUUCCAGGCAAGAAGUCAGCGACUCCUCUCAUACUGGCCGAGUCUACGUACCGUCGGCGCGUUCGGCCGGCGGCAAUGGCGUCGUCUCCUCCGUACCGGUUCCCCGCACUCUGCGAGGAGGAGCCGACGCGACGCUCCGCCAGGCAGUCAUGCGGGACAUGCGGCGCGUCGGCGGUGGCCAACUGCGUGGCACUGUGCUGCUGCCCGUGCGCCGUGGUGAGCUGCUUCACGCUGGCGCUCGUCAAGGCGCCCUACAUGGCGGGCCGGCGAUGGGUCAGGCGCGCCAAGACGCGGCGUAUCAGCAGGGGCGUGCUGCGGAAGACGAGGCGCGUCCGGAGCCUGGACGACCAGCUGUACCAGGUGGAGGGGCUGGGCGGCGGUGGCGCCGCCGCGCAGGCGAGCAAGGAGGAGGACUGGGGCGGGCUGGGCAGGGCUGCCGCCUCGGGCUGGUGGGAGAACACCAACGAUGUAAAUUUGCUCGGGGAUGGCAGGAUGAGGGUGAGCGUGACGGAGAAGGCGUGGAUGGAGAUGUACGACGUCGGCCUCUGGGGCUUCGGCCGGCUGUCCUUCUCGCUCGCCAGAGACGCCGCGCCCUCGCCCGCCGCGCAGGUGGUCAGAGACGACCCACAGCCCCAGGAGGAUGGCACUGUUGCUCCCGGGCGGUGACAGAGUUUGUGCGGCAUGCCACGCCUUGGCUAAUUGUUUUGUGCUACAAACUUUGUUGCACGCGGUGAGAUUGUGUGUGGUUUGUACGGAAAUACGGAAUGGACAGCUUGUUGGUGAUCGACAAGCACCGCUGUU